Mesocricetus auratus (golden hamster) is the source of this 7722-nucleotide messenger RNA. RefSeq names its product solute carrier family 4 member 7 (gene Slc4a7). The transcript has 26 exons. The record is from RefSeq and is a predicted model, not a curated record. Gene Ontology annotation, biological process: monoatomic anion transport; auditory receptor cell development; regulation of intracellular pH. Gene Ontology annotation, cellular component: basolateral plasma membrane; apical plasma membrane; plasma membrane. Gene Ontology annotation, molecular function: solute:inorganic anion antiporter activity; sodium:bicarbonate symporter activity; monoatomic anion transmembrane transporter activity. Lineage: Eukaryota; Metazoa; Chordata; Mammalia; Rodentia; Cricetidae. The coding region runs from base 98 to 3862 and encodes 1254 amino acids.
CCGGCGCCGGCGCCGCUCUCCGCGGCCAGCGCUCCGCACAGGGUCGGCCGCCGCGUGCCCGUCUCGGCCGCGGCCUCACCGUGCCCCCGGGCGGGCCAUGGAGGCGGACGGGGCCGGCGAGCAGAUGAGACCGCUACUCACGAGGGGUCCUGAUGAAGAAGCCAUUGUAGAUCUUGGCAAAACUAGCUCAACCGUGAACACCAAGUUUGAGAAAGAAGAACUAGAAAGCCACAGAGCUGUAUAUGUUGGCGUUCAUGUACCAUUUAGUAAAGAAAGUCGUCGGCGUCACAAACAUCGAGGGCACAAGCAUCACCACCGGAGAAGAAAAGACAAAGACUCCGAUAAAGAAGAUGGACGGGAGUCUCCUUCUUAUGACACACCGUCACAGAGGGUGCAGUUCAUCCUCGGGACUGAAGACGAUGAUGAGGAGCAUAUUCCCCAUGACCUCUUCACAGAGAUGGAUGAGCUCUGCUACAGAGAUGGAGAAGAGUAUGAAUGGAAGGAGACUGCCAGGUGGCUGAAAUUUGAAGAGGAUGUUGAAGACGGUGGUGACCGAUGGAGUAAACCCUAUGUGGCAACUCUCUCCUUGCACAGUCUCUUUGAAUUGAGGAGUUGUAUCCUAAAUGGAACAGUCAUGCUGGAUAUGAGAGCAAGCACUCUUGAUGAAAUAGCAGAUAUGGUGUUAGACAACAUGAUAGCCUCUGGCCAGUUAGAUGACUCCAUAAGGGAGAAUGUCAGAGAAGCUCUCCUGAAGAGACAUCAUCAUCAAAAUGAGAAAAGAUUCACCAGUCGGAUUCCCCUGGUUCGAUCUUUUGCAGAUAUAGGCAAGAAACAUUCUGAUCCUCACUUGCUUGAAAGGAAUGGCGAAGGCCUGUCAGCCUCUCGCCACUCUUUGCGAACAGGUCUGUCUGCCUCAAACCUUUCCUUGAGAGGAGAAUCGCCUUUAUCUCUUCUUCUCAGUCAUCUUCUUCCUUCUUCGAGAGCUGGAACCCCUGCAGGCUCGAGGUGUACCACCCCAGUGCCCACUCCCCAGAGCAGUCCUCCUUCCAGCCCUGGCUUAAGUCGCCUGGCCUCCAGAAGUUCCCACCAGAGUCAGCCUCAGGCCCCAGAACUACUGGUGUCACCCAACAGGGAUGAUAUUCCCAGAGUAGUAAUUCAUCCGCCUGAGGAAGACAUAGAAGCACUCAAAGCCCAAGAGCAGAAGACUGAGGAAAAUGUUGACUUCACUCCAGGGAUUUUGGCUUCUCCACAGUCUGCUCCUGGGAACUUGGAUAAUAGUAAAAGUGGUGAAAUGAAAGGUAACGGAAGUGGAGGAAGCCGAGAAAAUAGUACUGUUGACUUUAGCAAGGUCGACAUGAAUUUCAUGAGGAAAAUUCCCACAGGAGCUGAGGCUUCCAAUGUUUUGGUAGGAGAAGUGGACUUUUUGGAGAGACCUAUCAUUGCAUUUGUGAGACUGGCUCCUGCAGUUCUCCUUUCCGGGUUGACAGAGGUCCCUGUGCCCACUAGGUUUUUGUUUCUGUUACUGGGCCCAGCAGGGAAGGCCCCACAAUAUCAUGAAAUUGGGAGAUCUAUAGCUACUCUCAUGACUGAUGAGAUUUUUCAUGAUGUAGCUUAUAAAGCAAAAGAUCGAAAUGACCUCUUAUCUGGAAUUGAUGAAUUUUUAGAUCAAGUAACUGUCCUUCCUCCAGGAGAGUGGGAUCCUUCCAUACGCAUAGAGCCACCAAAAAGUGUUCCUUCUCAGGAAAAGAGGAAGAUUCCUGUGUUUCCCAAUGGAUCUGCUCCAGUGUCUACUGAGCCUCCUAAGGAGGCUGCUCAUCACGCUGGGCCUGAGCUGCAGAGGACUGGACGGCUUUUUGGUGGUUUGAUACUUGACAUCAAAAGGAAAGCACCUUUUUUCUUGAGUGACUUCAAGGAUGCAUUAAGUCUGCAGUGCCUGGCCUCGAUUCUUUUCCUAUACUGUGCCUGUAUGUCUCCUGUAAUCACUUUUGGAGGGCUGCUUGGAGAAGCUACAGAAGGCAGAAUAAGUGCAAUAGAAUCUCUUUUUGGAGCAUCAUUAACUGGGAUUGCCUAUUCAUUGUUUGCUGGGCAACCUCUAACAAUAUUGGGGAGCACAGGUCCAGUCCUAGUGUUUGAAAAGAUUUUAUUUAAAUUCUGUAGAGAUUAUCACCUUUCCUAUCUAUCAUUAAGAACCAGUAUUGGUCUGUGGACUUCUUUCUUGUGCAUUGUAUUGGUUGCAACAGAUGCAAGCAGCCUUGUGUGUUACAUUACUCGGUUUACAGAAGAAGCUUUUGCAGCUCUCAUUUGUAUCAUAUUCAUCUAUGAAGCUUUGGAGAAACUCUUUCAUUUAGGAGAAAUAUAUGCAUUUAAUAUGCACAACAACUUGGAUGAACUGACCAGUUACACAUGUGUAUGUACUGAGCCGUCUAACCCUAGCAAUGAAACUAUAGAACUGUGGAAGAGAAAGAAUGUGACGUCACACAGUAUUUUUUGGGGAAACCUCACUGUAUCCGAGUGUAAGGCCUUCCAUGGUAUGUUUGUGGGAUCAGCCUGUGGUCCUCAUGGACCUUAUGUUCCUGAUGUACUCUUCUGGUGUGUCGUCCUGUUUUUCACGACGUUCUUUCUAUCUUCAUUUCUCAAGCAGUUUAAGACCAAGCGUUAUUUUCCUACCAAGGUACGAUCAACAAUCAGUGACUUUGCUGUAUUUCUCACAAUAGUAAUAAUGGUUGCAAUUGACUACCUUGUUGGAAUUCCAUCUCCUAAACUUAAUGUUCCUGAAAAGUUUGAGCCUACUGAUCCAAGUAGGGGCUGGAUCAUAAGCCCUCUGGGAGAUAACCCUUGGUGGACAUUACUAAUUGCAGCUGUCCCAGCUCUCCUUUGUACCAUUCUCAUUUUUAUGGAUCAGCAGAUUACAGCUGUAAUCAUCAACAGAAAAGAACACAAACUCAAGAAAGGAGCUGGCUAUCACCUUGACUUGCUCAUGGUUGGUGUCAUGUUGGGAGUCUGCUCUAUCAUGGGCCUGCCAUGGUUUGUGGCUGCAACAGUGUUGUCUAUAAGUCAUGUCAACAGCUUAAAAGUAGAAUCUGAAUGUUCUGCUCCAGGGGAACAACCCAAGUUUCUGGGGAUUCGUGAACAGCGGGUUACAGGGCUGAUGAUUUUUAUCCUGAUGGGCCUCUCUGUGUUCAUGACUUCAGUUCUAAAGUUUAUCCCAAUGCCAGUUCUAUAUGGCGUUUUCCUUUAUAUGGGAGUUUCAUCAUUGAAAGGAAUUCAGUUUUUUGACCGUAUCAAACUAUUUGGAAUGCCUGCCAAGCACCAGCCGGAUCUCAUCUACCUCCGCUAUGUCCCGCUGUGGAAGGUGCAUGUGUUCACUGUUGUCCAGCUGACCUGCCUCAUCCUGCUGUGGGUAAUCAAAGCCUCUGCGGCUGCAGUAGUUUUCCCCAUGAUGGUUCUUGCACUAGUCUUUGUGCGUAAGCUUAUGGAUCUGUGUUUCACAAAGAGAGAACUCAGUUGGCUUGAUGAUCUCAUGCCAGAAAGUAAGAAAAAGAAAGAAGAUGACAAAAAGAAAAAAGAGAAAGAGGAAGCUGAGAGGAUGCUUCAGGACGAUGGGGAUACUGUGCACCUUCCAUUCGAAAGAGGAAGUCUCCUACAAAUUCCAGUUAAAACCCUAAAGUACAGUAUUGACCCUUCAGUUGUUAACAUAUCAGAUGAAAUGGCCAAAACUGCCCAGUGGAAGGCACUUUCCAUGAAUACUGAGAAUGCCAAAGUAACCAGACCUAACACGAGCCCUGAAAAGCCUGUGAGUGUGACAAUAAAUUUCGAAGAUGAACCAUCAAAAAAAUACAUGGAUGCCGAGACUUCAUUGUAAAGUCAAACCAAAAGGAAUAUAUAGAGAUAUAUGCCUGUCUGUCUGUAUAUACAUAUAUAUAUAUAUAUACACACACAUGUAUAUGUAUAUAUAUAUAUAUAUAAUGCACAUGUGCCAUGCCAUCGUGUAUAACAGUACUGCAUGUCAUGCGGUUUAUGCGUGACAAUGGGGCUCUUUGAAGUAGCAUCUGAUGUUUGUUGUAAGCACCAUGGAGACUAUAUUAAUGAAAUGGUCUCUUAGAAGCGAGGUACAUGGUUUUUACUCUUCAGAUAUUUAUUUUCUUGGGGGUAAAGCCUUUAUGUUAUGCAAUAGAACUAUGUGGAAAACUGUAUUCAAUCUGAUUUUCUUAAAUCUCUUUGUCAGUGGCAAUCAUAUCAACCUUAAGUAAUACAUACUUAGACUAUAUAUUUAUAAUUUUGACCUCAAUUUUGAAAGAUUAUUAUUUCCCUUUUGGUAGUGUUUUAUAGGUAGAAUAAGGAUUCUGCCCUUGUUGUGGGAAAAUGACAUGUCCUGGCUUCUCUUUGAGCUUCCUUCAUGUAGCUAACCCAUCAUACUUCACAGGUGGUGAACACAGAUGUGAUUAUAAAUUACUGGAGACUUUAUAGGUAGGAACUUUAUGUAUUUGGAGUUUAUUUUAAAUUUUAAAACUUGUCUGGGCUUCCAUUCUGAUGGACAAGUAAAAAGCAAAGUAUAUGUGAUUUCUAAUUUAACAACCACACCGUUCAUAACGUUUUGAGUUUUAGAAGCUAUAAAGUUCCCAUUUGUAGUAGUUAAAUUUUGUUACCUUUUCUAAUACUCAUACUUUUCUAGAAACCUAGAGUUCCACUGUUCUUUGUCUUUGCUCUCUUUUACUUAAAGGGGUCUAGUGGCGUCAGGUUCAGGUAUCUUUCUGUUGUAAGUAGUAAUGAAGAGUCAGCAUCCUUUUAAAUGGGCUUGUAAUCAGUGACCUUUUAUGAGAAUUACCUUUCAUUUUCUGUUGUUAUUCUUUCUAUUGUAUGCAAUAUAUUUAAUAGGUUGGUAUCCACAGUUUCCUUUUAAGAUAUUUUAUUUAUUCUAAUUGAUGUGAUACUUAAAUAUUAUAUAAAUAUUUGAGACAGUAACAAAUACAGAGUCAGUUGAUCCUGUUGUAGCUAUUUGGUGCUCACUUGCAUUCUGUUUAUUACCUGAAAUCAGUGACAAACUUAUAUCUUGGAUAUAAAGCACUGCCAUAUUUGCAUUUUAAAAGGAAGUUGGAUAUUUUCUGUGCAGUUUAGAUCCAUGGCAUUGUUUCUGUUCUGUGAUGGCAUUGAGGCUCCAGUGUUUCUGACCUGUCUUUUAAACACGAAGCAAAUUGUCAUCUUUUAUAUACUCUUAGCUCCCCCACGGAAUAAAUAUUGUUUCAGCCUGCGGGACAAAAUGAUUAGGGCUGUGAAACUGAUAGGACAGGAGGAUAAAUAAUACACAGAAACAGUGUGAAGACCCCGGAACACUGAAGGUGAUGGGGACAUGAAAUUAGGACAAAUGUUUUAAAGAAAUUCUGAUGUUCCCUAGUCAUUUCAAACUAAAGUACAAAAGUAUGAAGAAAUGAAUAGAAUUGUCCAGAGUGGAUAUUUCUAGCAAGUAGUUUUAGUUCAUUCUAAACUAUGUUCCAAUUAGUGUAAUUCCCUCAUCUGAGAUCACAUAUUGGAUUCUAGUUAAAAUAGUAGCUGGCACCAUCCGGUACUAUCUGAGUUCUGUUGGACUCCCUUAACCUAUGAUGGGGAGUGUUGCCAUGGUGCUUGUGGUCAUUGGUGACCUCCACUGUAGUGAUUCCUCUUCACUCAGCAGCAUAGUGAUUUCCAAAGUACCCAUUUGCUGCUAAUUAUAACCCCCUGAUGUGCCCAAACAAGAAAAUUUCCCCGUAUCAUUUCCUUUAUCUGGACAUCAAAGGGUUAAUUUGUUUUACAGGAAGUGAUUUUAAAAUUUAAACUGAAACUACCUGGUAUCAUAAUCUUCCUGUGAUUAAUUUUAUAUGUAUACAUAUACAUGUAUAUGUAUGUAUGUAUUAUUCAGUGCCAGGAAGAAAAAAAAUAUGAUAUACAAAAUCCUUUGCAUCUAAGAUAUUUCACUGUGGUUUUGGUUAUUAAUGGCUUCUCCUUUCCUUUGACUACUUGACUUACAAAGUGAUCUGAUACGACUACUCCUCUGAAGAGCAGAGGGAAUUAACCUCUUCUUUCAGAUGGUUACAUUUCUUGUGCUAUUUUUGAAAAUAACAAUCAUGAAUAACACUCACUGCAAGACAGCAAGAGAGAUAAUUUACUAUAUAUAUUGAUUCUUAAAUGCUGCCUUAACUAGUGUAUAUGAGCAGUAGUAAUUGCUAUGAACUGAUUUACCUCAAGGUGCAAAAUGAUUAAACUUGUACAUAUCCAUUUACAAAUUAAAUUCAGAGAAAAGCCCUGCACUUUCUUAGAUGCCUUGAUUUUCAUAGUAGAGCUUAGUGCUACUGAACAUGGCCAUGGAGCCGCCUCAGGAUACUCUUCCCUCCACCAUAUUUUAUUUAUUUAUAGAUGUGUGUUUACAGAGACUAUAAUAAAUCCUGGUGUUAACUAUCUGAAAGUUACUUCCUUUUUUAUUGCUGUUUCAAUCUAAAGUAGGAGCUUUUGAGAAAAUAGUCAACUAGCUUCAUGAUGCUAAAGGGGUGAUUCUAUAUAUAUAUAUAUAUUUUAAUAAUAGAUAUGCAAAAGUGACAUCCAAGGUCUUUAAACAUUGUGUGAAUUUUCAUGUAUGUGUAUGAAAACACUCUUAAUUCUCAACUUUUUUUUAACUUGUGGCGUACGUACCAAUGUUCAGAUUUGCCAAGCUUUCUAUAAGACAUGUAGGAGAAAAUGUUUUUGUGUGCUAAUGCAUGUAUUUAUAAUGAUUUGUUUACUGCUGAGAAUCACUAACUCUUGUUUCUCCAUUCCCCAAAGUGUUAGUUUCUUCCAUACACUGAAAGUGGUGGCUUGAGUGUAAGUGUUCUGGCUUCCUUUCACAAUGGCAGGUUCACAGUUCUGCAGAAAGGAUGGUCUCUGACAGUGCAUUGUCACACCGGAGCUUCCUGUUUAGGUUUCAUGAGUGUGCCGGCUCAGCAGCUCAGAAUCUGUGUCCCCACCAAAGGCUCCGGGGGCCAUACCUGAGCCAUCAGUACAACGUAAUUCAGCUCUGUUUAAUAUCUGAAAUUUAUUCAUGUAGGUUUCAUCAUUGGUUUCAUUUGUAGUGCAAACAUGUAAACUGUCUUUGUUUAGUCCAACAAUUAUUUAUUUUUAGAAAGUAAAUUUGAAGACAAAUUUUCAAAUAGUGUUCCAGUCACAAGAUCUGAUCAUUUUAAUUGUAAGGUCUCUUUUAACUUUCUAGAAAGUAAAUUGUCAAAUAAAAUCAUGUAAAAGUUAUUUUAAGAUUUUAACCUGUACUUAGAGUUUAAGCCCCAGUUCUGUGGUUUUAAUCAUAUUUUUUGCACAUUGAUUGCUUCUGUGUAGCUUUUCUUUUUGUUCCUUUGUUUAUUCAAAAUUUUUGGUUUUGUAGGGGUAAGGUGUCUUCCAGUGUUUACUAUAUUAGGCUUAAAUUAAAAUUAAGAUUUAUUGUUCAUUUAUAUAAUAUUUGAUACCUUGGUGUGAUUUCCCAAUACAGUUACAAUUUUUAUGGUAUUUAUAAUUGCAAUGGUAUUUUCUUUUGUAAUAAAAUCUGAAGUCAAUUAAACAAAUUUUAGACUUGAUAUUUUUCAUUUACAUGAAGUACAAGUCUCUACCUGAGUCUAUAAUGUGAACUUUCCUGCCUUUCACAUUUGUUUCCUAAUUAUUAGAGAAAGCUAUUUUUUGUAGAUGUUAUUGAAAGUUGAAAGAGCAAUAAAAGUCUACAUAACAGGU